UUUUUUGCUUACGUCAUGAAGGUUUGGUCAUAUGUUUCCCAUGGAUCAAGUAUAAAAACAUCGGAAAAUCGAGCUAAGGUCAAAACACGGAGUAGCAACACUUUCGAUAUGAACAACUCGUCUGAUUUCUCGGCAGAAAGUCUCAUAAUUCCGAGUAAAGACCCUGCGUACUAUCCAGGCACAGGUUUAAUCGUCUUUYAUGUAAUUGUUCUCGUAUUUAUCUGCAUUUCGGCCAUCAUUGGCAACAACCUUGUAAUCAAUGUGGUUCUACGCGACUACAGACUCCAUGCUCCAACAUUUUAUUUCGUCGUCAACCUUGCUGUAGCAGAUAUACUAACUGCUGUAGUUUAUAUCCCUUUCUACGCUAUCGCUGUUGUCAAACAAGAAUGGAUUUUCGGGAAAUGUUUUUGCCAGGCCCACACGUUCCUAAUCAGCACUGGAAUCAAUGCUUCUUUGGCUACGCUCAGUUUUAUCAGCGUCGACCGGUUUCUGGACAUUAACUACCCACUGCUCUACCACUUGAAGAUGACAUCAAAGCGCAUGCGCCUGAUGCUCGCCUAUGGUUGGGUGCAUUCAGUGUUCUGGGCAGCAGGUCCACUAGUGGGGUGGGGAAACUAUACUUUCGACCCUCACACCAACACAUGCCGUCCUCACUGGGCAGCUGUCGGGGUCAUCCAUAAAUCCUACGUGAUUCUUCUGUCAAUAUUUGGCUUUAUUUUACCCGUCUUGGUCAUGACCUUCUGCUACGCGAAGAUCUUUUCAGUCGUCGAGAAACACGUCAAAGACAUCGAGAAGACAUCGUGCUACGCUGCUUCAAUGGAGAGCAUCUCUCAUAUCGACUCUGCUAUCCCACAAUCCAACGAAACUCGACCAAAACGUGACUUACGAGCCCACAAGAUGAUCCUGGUGAUUAUUGUGGUGUUUUUCGCCUGCUGGCUUCCCUAUUCCAUCAUUGUCAUGAAGAAGGUAUUGCUUGAAGAAACAUCAGGUUCCUAUUGGUCAAUCAAUGGCGGACUCACAUUGGCUUUGCUGUCUACUGCGGUAAAUCCGCUGAUCAUCGCUAUGAGAGAUCGCAGAUUCAAGAGAGGAUUCAUGAAGAUUUUCUGUGGAUUGAGAAACGCUCAUGACCCUGAUAAUGCCAUUUAAUGCUUAAAUCUCAUAUUCUGAGCAUGUUGGAUAGCUGUGUCAGCAGUAGUUCUUUAGUGAUCACGUGACAACUAACAUUAUUUGCUUAAACCAGAAGCAACCUAGAUUUAAAAUUCCAAUUACCAUAUUUGGGUAUAGAAAUGAAUAGAUUAGACCAAUCAAAGAGGAAUUACUGAAUAUCAAUUAUUGGCCAAUCAGGAGCUACGAAUUUUAUUCAAUAAGACCCCAGGCGUACAAAUUGUUCGCUCACAGCAAGAGCAAAUAGGAUUUACCAUACCAGCUGCCAUAUUUGGGCAUAAAUAAGGAUAGGUUCAACCAAUCAGAGUACAGCAGUAUCAAUUUUCAACCAAUAAGAAACUACUACUUCCCAUGGUCGUUUUCACAACUAACCUGCUGUGAAGCUCUCUUCCCCAAUCAUGUAGCAAAGCUAAACUCUUUCUUAAAAUAAACAAAGAUAAUAAAUAAAUAUCUGAAAGACUUAAAGUCCGGUUAAAAAUGUAAAUAUAUUUAAGGAAAUAAGGAGACUUCAAAAGUCUAUAAAGAUUUUAGUCUAUAACUUUAUCUAACUUGUAUAUUAUUUAGUAGAGGUGUAAGAGAAACUUCAUAAUUAAAAAAUAGUGUUUCA
This is a messenger RNA of Actinia tenebrosa (Australian red waratah sea anemone), 1771 nucleotides long. RefSeq lists its product as uncharacterized. Gene Ontology annotation, molecular function: G protein-coupled receptor activity. Gene Ontology annotation, cellular component: membrane. The record is from RefSeq and is a predicted model, not a curated record. Gene Ontology annotation, biological process: G protein-coupled receptor signaling pathway. NCBI's taxonomy places the organism in Eukaryota, Metazoa, Cnidaria, Anthozoa, Actiniaria, Actiniidae.